AUGGCUGCCUCGGAAGCUCCACUUACCGAUUUCCAAAAUCGGCUCCUCGAAACAACUUCCACCCUCCCUCCUCUACCCCCCAUGCACCACUACAGGGUUGGAGUGGCCCUCUUCCAGCACCGCAUAUGGAACGAUUCCACGAAAUUCAAGAUUCUGCUUGUCCCGGGUAAGCGCGUUGGGUACCAGCGCACACGCUGGGAGUUUCCCAACAUCGAGCUUGGGCAUCAAGAGACACUCCGCGAGGGCAUCCGCCGGGCGCUUCGGGAGAAGCUCAACAAGGAAGUGCAGGACGACAAAAUCUUCGGCGAAUUCAGAACUUCACCCUGCGUCGCCGACAACAACGAGUAUGGGUUCUGUCAGCUUAACUUCCUUGUCGAUGGAGGGAGUGUCGUAUUUCCCGUCACAUCUCAAGGAAACCUCGUGGGUUGUCGAUGGAUCAGGAAAAAGGACUUUCGCACACAUUUUUCUGAGGGUGUAGCUCAAGAUUUUGAUAAUGCCUGCCGGUCUUAUGAGCAGAAACUUGGCGAGGCAACUACCUCUGGUGAGGCAACUACCUCUGGUGAGGCAACUACCUCUGGUGAGGCAACUACCUCUGGUGAGGGAACUACGACUGGACAGUGA
This is a messenger RNA of Ilyonectria robusta, 621 nucleotides long. RefSeq lists its product as uncharacterized. The record is from RefSeq and is a predicted model, not a curated record. The coding region runs from base 1 to 621 and encodes 206 amino acids. The transcript has a single exon. NCBI's taxonomy places the organism in Eukaryota, Fungi, Ascomycota, Sordariomycetes, Hypocreales, Nectriaceae.